Messenger RNA from Paramuricea clavata, 1125 nucleotides. The record is from the annotation of a GenBank genome assembly. NCBI's taxonomy places the organism in Eukaryota, Metazoa, Cnidaria, Anthozoa, Malacalcyonacea, Plexauridae.
AUGGAUGAUCAACGCGGGCUCUUGGAUCAGAAAAAUGUCGAAUUGCCAGAUUUUCUGAAAAUACAAGAAGCACCGAAAAUCCGGAAAAACCCUCUUUUAGUUGGCGUCCCCUCCCCCCGGCCAGCACAUCACCCAUUGAAAAAGACCAACUCUUCCCCACCGAGUUAUGCUGCUUGGGUCAGCAAGCAACAAGGUAAUAGACCAGCGGUUAUUUCUGAAGAGUCCCGCGAGACGCUCUCGAGGUUUAAACGAAAUUGGUCUGGCACUGCGCACGGCCGCGGUAAGGUUCACGUUGAAACGGUCACUGAAACACAAACCAUAGACCGGAGAAGAUUUUUUAAACAUUCUCAAAAUGAAACCGCUGGUCGGUUACGAGCAGGAUCGCUGCCGUAUACUCAUCCUGAUGACCGCUGCGGUGAUACCGCAGGCGGCAAUGAGUUGAGAACGCGGACUCGCUAUCACUACGAAAGCGAAACUUCGUUAAAUAAUAACAAUACUGAAGUCGUGUGGGUCUCAAACACUCUGAACAAGAAUCGUGUUCGUGCCUCAACUAAAACGGAUCCUUCGAGAGACGCUGGUUACGAAAGUACGACAGAUGACGAAGGUGUUUCUCGGAAUUUUCCGAAAGCCGAAGUGAUUAUUCCUCAAGGAAAUACGAAUACUGAUCGGCUUGCUAUUUCGGGAAGUGUCGUACCUGUCCGUGACAUGUCGACCCCGGGAAGCCCAUAUUUUCGCGAAAAUAUGGCGACUGCUAAACGGCAUGUGCGCACACUCGCUGAGCAGUCGACAACUCGCGACGUGACUUCGGGUAACGAUCGUGAAGCGAUUCUUGAUAAUUCAUUUUUAAAGGACCAACUCAAGCCUUCGCGAUUAUUUUCUCAAGUUUCGCCAAAGCUGCAUUCUUCUCUUGUCGCUUCCUCGCCAAAUGAAACGAAUGGCACCCCCAUGAAAUGUCCGCUGUUCGUUCCCCCCGGAAAUUCCUAUUCAGUGGGAGAAACUGAAACAGGAAAUUCGUUUAGAACACAUGAAAAUCACGUGGAAUCCACUAGUAUGGAACGCCGAGUUUGUUGGGAAGCGAAUGAACAAACGAACGAAGAAGGAAAUGUGCGAGUCACGUUUGUGUGA